CUGUGCGCGGCGGCGGCGCUCUAUGAUCGCCAGGUGUGGCUGCCUCCGUGCACGGCCCCUCCAGCCCCGACGUGUCCGCGGCUCUGCGCAUGCGCGGGAGGCGGCCGUGCCAUAGCAACCGGAGCGUUAACGGUAGCAACGGCGAUGGCAAAAGCAACAACUAUCAAAGAAGCUCUAGCCAAAUGGGAAGAAAAAAAUGGCCAGAAGGCUUCAGAGGCAAAAGAGGUGAAACUGUAUGGCCAGAUUCCUCCUGUAGAGAAGAUGGAUGAAUCUCUCUCCACUCUUGUUAACUGCGAGAAGCUUUCGUUGUCUACAAACUGCAUUGAAAGAAUUGCCAACUUGAACAGCCUAAAAAAUUUGAGAAUUCUGUCUUUGGGAAGAAAUAACAUUAAGAACUUGAAUGGAUUGGAAGCGGUUGGAGAUACGUUAGAAGAGUUGUGGAUCUCAUACAACUUCAUCGAGAAACUGAGGGGUAUCCGUGUAAUGAAGAAGCUGAAGGUUCUAUAUAUGUCAAAUAAUUUGGUGAAAGACUGGGAGUUUGCGAGACUGGCAGAGCUGCCAUUAUUAGAGGAUCUGGUGUUUGUAGGCAAUCCACUGCAAGAGAAAUACGCCUCUGAUCAGAAGAACAAUUGGAUUGAAGAAGCAAGCAAACGGGUGCCCAAGCUGAAAAAGCUUGAUGGUAUCCUAGUUAUUAAACAAGAAGAAGAUGAAGAAGGAGGAAACUGAUGAGACUUUUGUGUUGGGUAUUUAAUAAUUUAAGUAUCUCCAGAUUGCUCAGCACAUAGAACUUUUAUAUAAAUGUUUGUUUUGAAGAAAAUCUUUGGGCAAUUUUUAAAAGACCAGUUUAUCUCCACAGUCUCUUACCCAAAGAGUUAUGUACCAAAAUUCAGGCACACCAAUUUUGUCAAGCUUCUGACACCUUCCGCAGAGACCAGUGGAGUUGUGUUCAUCUGCUGUUUGGUUAGUGAGAGACCCUUACCUGAACUAAUACCUAGCUAUUCUUAAUUCCUGAUUAGUGGUGCUUAUCGUUCGCUCUUGUGUUAUAACAGAGCAAUUUUAGUUUGUUAGAUGCAGCUGGCCAACAUUCAGUUGAAACACUGAGGCUCAAGGAACAAUGUUACAUUUUAGAACUAUGUUACAGACUUUGUUGUGUUUAAUUCUGUCAUACUUAAUAUUUUAAGUAUGUGAAUUUGCCUUCUCAUCCCUUUAAGUAUUAUGCCAAAUAGGCCCAGAAGUUGUGGAUGUACGCACAAGAAAGGUGAUGGGCUCAUGAUCUCUUGUUAUGGACUUUAAGUUUUGAAUUGGGCUUCUUGCAUUGGAACUCUUAACUUCAUUGCUUAGAAGGCCAUGUAUAACUUAUAUGAUUUUAUUUAUUUUAAAGAGGCAAUGGGAAUUCUUUGCAUGGUUUCAGUGAGACUAAAAUAUCUGCUGGCUUUUUUUGUCUCUUUUUUUUAUAAAUUAUUUUGGUUGGAAUAUGUAGACUGUUAGCCUACAGCUGGUUCCUGUUCCUAGACUUGUUUUGGCUCACUGAUGGACAUGAUCCUUCUCAGCUCUGGAAUUUUCCUGUAACUAAGUAGGCUGAUACUAACUCAGAAACAAACAGUGAACAAAAGACCUGGGCUUGAGAUUUAAAAUUUUGGGUUUGGGAUACUCAUUUUUUUUCUAAAGCACAGAUGUAAGCAGUGAGUGAAAUGUGUACGUGGUUACUGAGGAAGGUGAGACAAGGUGGGAAACGGGUACUGGAAAAUAAGUAUUGAUGAUGUGCUAAAUGUGCUCUAUUGCACGUUAAUCAUUUUCAGUAAAACUCCUUAUAUGGGAAAAGCAUUAAAUAGUGCUAAAGACAGACAUAAUUGCACUGUUGGAUGCAAAUAAUUUUCCCCCCUCUCCACUUCCUUUAGAAAAUAGAUCAAGUCAUCUAAGUAGAUUUUUUGGCAGCUUGUUUUGAUUGUUUUUAAGCUUUUCUUCUAAUUCGUGGCAUUAUCUUUGUUUAAACUAGAAUGGCAACAAGUGUGCUUGCACUUUUUAGAACAGACAUGUAAGGGAUGAAGGCAGAAUGCCACUUUUAAUUUGUUCAUGAAAGACUGGCAGGGGUUGAUAUCCUGGAAGUCACGGUCAGGGAUAAAAGGGUGGAAUUGGCCCAGCCUACAGCAGUACUGAUCUCAAGCUCCAGGCGUAAUUUUAGUAGAAGAUAAUUCUAUUGCUCAUCAGUAUCUAAGUGAAGGGUGGGCAGUAGAAGAUUACAGGGAAAUCAGAGCCUAGUUUCAUUGUAUCUUUUCUUGCUGUUCUUUGAUUUUUGGAGGCAUUCUUAAGCAUUCCAACUUAAACUGGCAAGUACAAGUAAGACUCGAGUUUGAUUUAGAUCCAUUUCUUAAAAUAAGGUCAGAAGAGCAAUGGCAAAAGCUGAUGACGUUCCUCACCUAGCACAAACCGUUUCCAGACCACUGCUCUGGUGAUCAGAAGGUGUUUCUUAGUUAACGACAUCACUGGAUUUAUUUGACAGACUUUGUAUGCUCAUGUAAUUUCUUCUAGUAUUAUGCUUUACCAUUAGGGAAGGCAUCAUUGACUAAGAAGCACGAAGGGAGAGAAUGUAUAUAGUGAACAACCAUUUCACGUUGGCCUCUUAAAACCAAUUCAGUUCACUUGCAGCCAAGCACCUUUGGAAAAGUGGAUGUGAUUUGAAAGAGUACCUAGCUUAUGGGACACGUGGCCUUUACUGACUCCAGCUUUUGUGUUAGGGCAAUAGGGGAUAGGUUUGGGCUCUUGCCUACAGUAACUAAAGUGUGCUUAUCAUGAGAACUUCUGAAUAUGAAAUUGGCUUUUCUAUUUGUUGCUAAUAUGUGUGUGGAGCUGUUUUCAGAAUGGAAUAUGCAGUACUUGUGGCAUGGAGCUUGGCCAAGAGGCAAUGCAUUCAAAUCCCUGUACCAAUUUGUACAGUUAUGGUACAUAUAACUUAAUUAGCUCCUCAAAAGAAAAAAGAGAGAGAUGAGAAUGUGGUCCAAUGCUACAUAAUCCUACUAGUUCAUUUUUUAAUAUCUAAGUAUGGUCUAAGCCUGUACAUUUAUGAAGGCAGCGUUAGAUACAGCAAAGACUACUCUGACUAUUUUGGGACAGUCUGAGAGCAGAAUAGAGUCUUACAGUGUUCUAGGUGGUGAUAGCUCCAUUGUCAAGACUUGAGGAACACAAAAGAGCAGUUCCUGGCUCUUGCAGGUGACAAGCUGAGGCUCCAUGGAUUAAUUACCAUUAAUCAGUCCAGCAGUAACUAUUGCAGUUGUUUGUUGGCAGAGCUGUGUAUUGCAUGCGCCUAUUGGCAUCAGCUCUUUUCUCAGUUUAACAGCACAAAUUCUCUCUUUUUUUGUGACUGCAUUAUACAUACAAAAAUAAAAACAAUCAUUACUGAAGGGAACAGGGCAUCCAAUCUCAGCACAAUUGUAGCAGCAGUAAAGUACACUUAAAAGCUUUUCCUUUGUCCUUCACCCUCCAUACUGCAGAACCUUUGCAUCUAAGUUAACCCUUUUCUGAGUUUUAGCACUGUGUUGCUAUACAUGAUGAAUCAUGGUUACUGUCUAGAACAAAUCAAAAUCCCAUGAAAAUCCCAAAAAUCCCCAGAUAAAUCAAGUUUUAAUAAAUUUCUAAAAUUUGCACUUUAAAGUUAUGCACUGGAUGUGGUGAAAGACUCGCAGAUGACAGAAUUAAAGCAGCUGAUUUGCAUGCUGAUGGAGCUGCACUGUGUCAUUGAUACUCUAACAGAGAUCAGACUGCGUGCCCACGAGUGGCUGAGCAGCAGAGUAAGAUGCUGAAAGAAUUCUUUCUCUGUUAUUCUUUGUGCCUCCACAUCUCACCACAUCUAAUAACGUCCUAAGCACAUUAUUAUUCAUGGAUGAGAAGAGCACCCAUGUAAAACUUGCAAGCCAUGUGGAAUUCUGCUUUUCCCACAGAAAUCAUGGAGGAUUAGCAUCCACUUAAUUACAUAGAGAAAUAUCCUACAAUUGAAUUAGAGAUAGAAAAUAGGUAUUUUACUUGCUUGUUAGCACAUUGACCUCUCUUCAAAGAGCUGAUGUAUGCAGUGGUUAUAUUUCAAAUGGCUGGAAAAAUGUGAGAGGAGACCUGAGAAUCAGCAGCUGAUUCAGAUUACAACAGAAGUAGACCCAUCUGGGAAAAUCUUCAAGCAAGAGAGCACUUUUAACAUCUACUUUUGAUUACCUUUUGUAUACUGUAAUUUUGUAGCAUGACCAAACUGUUAAAGUUGCUGUGAUUAAAUUAUUUAGGCCUAUGUUUAUAAAUGAUCUUCUGUGAAACUUGUUUAAAAAUAACAGAAUGUUAUUUUAUUAAAAAAAAAAAGUCUUUGGCUAUUGUGUAAUGGAAUAGCUCAGCUUCUGGUGAGCUUUCAGAAAUGAAUUUUUGUUCUCAUUAACUUUUCCUAGCUGCUCAGGGAGCAAUGUAUUUAUAGUAUGGAAAUGCUGUCCCUUAUUGCCUCUAUAUUUUAGAAUAGAAAAUAAUGUAGGCUUUACAAAUGUUGAUCUAAUUGUGAUUGCUGUUAUCUGAUACAUAAAUAUUUUUCAAUCUUUUAA
This is a messenger RNA of Numida meleagris (helmeted guineafowl), 4568 nucleotides long. RefSeq names its product dynein axonemal light chain 1 (gene DNAL1). The transcript has 8 exons. Gene Ontology annotation, molecular function: protein kinase binding. NCBI's taxonomy places the organism in Eukaryota, Metazoa, Chordata, Aves, Galliformes, Numididae. Gene Ontology annotation, cellular component: cytoplasm. The record is from RefSeq and is a predicted model, not a curated record. Bases 145 to 726 code for a protein of 193 amino acids.